Eutrema salsugineum is the source of this 1175-nucleotide messenger RNA. Its product is annotated as transcription factor MYB3. Lineage: Eukaryota; Viridiplantae; Streptophyta; Magnoliopsida; Brassicales; Brassicaceae. The record is from RefSeq and is a predicted model, not a curated record. The transcript has 3 exons. The coding region runs from base 254 to 1075 and encodes 273 amino acids.
AUUUUUCCCCGGUGGUUACAAUAUUCUUUGGCACACAACUAAUUAAAAAAUUAAACUUCAUUUGCAGAUCAAACUAUAGGCUUGGGUAUUAAAAUAUAGUUUGUUAGUUAUUAUAAAUAACAUUCAAAACGAAACAUCCUACAGGAACCUCCCUUCCUUGAAAACAAAAACACACCAAAGUCCUCUUCCUCCACAUAAGACACAUAUACACAUACACAUAGAGAUUGAGAGAUCGAAGAGAUUUAAAGGAGAGAUGGGAAGGUCACCUUGCUGCGAGAAAGCACAUAUGAACAAAGGAGCUUGGACUAAAGAAGAAGAUCAGCUUCUCGUUGAUUACAUUCGCAAACACGGUGAAGGUUGCUGGCGAUCUCUCCCUCGAGCCGCCGGGUUGCAGAGAUGUGGUAAAAGUUGUAGGUUGAGAUGGAUGAAUUAUCUAAGACCAGAUCUCAAGAGAGGUAAUUUCACUGAGGAAGAAGACGAACUCAUCAUCAAACUCCAUAGCUUGCUCGGUAACAAAUGGUCAUUGAUUGCUGGGAGAUUACCAGGAAGAACAGACAACGAGAUCAAAAACUAUUGGAACACUCACAUCAAGAGGAAGCUUCUCAGCCGUGGGAUCGACCCAAACACACACCGUCCGAUCAACGAAUCCACAAACGCUCCAUCCAAAGCGACGCCGUCUCUUCAAACCGGUGUCGUCGACGAGUCUGUAAAAUUCGAUUUCGCCGGACCGGAUAAACAACCGACGGUUAAACCGGAACCGGGGGUACAAAACCGGGAAGAAGGUUAUAAUAACUGCUCGAGUAGCGGAACGACGACGGAGAAAGAUAUUCAGACGGACGACGAUUGGGUGCUCAACUUGGAACUCUCUGUUGGACCAGCGACGACGAGUUAUCGGUACGAGUCAACUCGGAAGGCGAAUCUUGACUCGGCCGAGUCGACUCGACGGUGGGGCCCUGAGUUGUUCGGGGCUCAGGCUUCGGUGUGUUUAUGUUGUCGGAUAGGGUCCCAUGAUGAGUCGUGUCGGAGUUGUCGAAUUUCCGAUGUUAGAACCAUUUGGGAGUCGAAAAUUCUUUAGGAAUCUUUCAUAUAUUAGUUUAAUUUGUAAUUUUGUUUUCUUUUGUAACGCAUCAAGUAACAAAAUAGCAUAAUUUAUCUGAUGUGAAAGAGAUUAAUUA